GAAGACACCGCCUCUAUUGACUAUAAUGGGGAAGGGGCGUGGCUUAACAUGACCACGCCCCCUCCAAGCCCCGCCCCCUCUCCUCUGACCGCGGCGCCGCGGCGCCGGUGGGGGCAGAGGCUGCGGAGCGGCGCGUGAUGCAGUUGUUGAGGUUCUACAUCCGCCCGGGUCCCCCCGAGAAUUUGGGGGAUCCCCAAAGGGGGAAAGAAGGUUCCGGAUUGAGCUUUGGGUCCCCUUUGAGAGCGGCGCGAGAGGUGGAACCGAAGGUCAAUGGGGUCACCUGCGAGACGUGCUACUACCUGGAGUGGGACGGGGACGCCCCCCCCGGGGAGGCGGAGGCGCGGGUGCUGCGUUGGGUUUUGGGGUCCCCCCUCGGGGGGGGCGAAGACGUCGCCCCAAAGAGUUUCUUACGGCCGACGGCCACCGACGUCCUCCUGGAGAUCGGCCCCAGGUUGGGGGUGUGCACCGCCGCCUCCACCAACGCCGUCGCCCUGUGCCGCGCGGCCGGGCUGGAGCGGGUGCGGCGCCUGGAGAGAGCCCGCAGGGUGCUGCUGACGUUCGAGGGUCGCCCCCCGCCGGGCGCCGUGGAGCGUUUGGGUCGAGCUUUGAGGGAUCCGAUGACGGAAGAGCUCUAUCCGGAGCCGUUGGUGACUUUGGAGGUUCCGGUGAGUUCCGUUCCCGUCACCACCAUCGAUGUCCUCGGAGGAGGAGCCAAAGCCCUGGAGAAGGCCGACCGGGAACUGGGGUUGUCCUUCGACGCGUGGGACGUGGAGUACUACACGCGGCUCUUCCUCGAGGCCGGGCGCAACCCAACGUCCGUGGAGCUCUUCGACCUCGCGCAGUCCAACAGCGAGCACAGUCGCCAUUGGUUCUUCAAAGGUCGUCUGGUGGUGGACGGAGAGGAGAAGCCCCAAUCGCUCUUCCAGAGUCUGAUGGGCACCCAAAGCUCCAGCAACGCCAACAACGUCAUCAAGUUCUGCGACAACAGCAGCGCCAUCCGGGGGGUCCCGGUGACGUCCUUGUGCCCCGAUGACCCCACCCAGCCGAGUCCUUUGGAGCUGAAGACCACCAUCCGUCACGUCAUCUUCACGGCCGAGACCCACAACUUCCCCACCGCGGUGGCACCGUUCAGUGGCGCCACGACGGGAACCGGAGGACGCAUCCGAGAUGUCCAAUGUACCGGGAGAGGCGCCCACGUCAUCGCCGGCACCGCCGGGUACAGCUUCGGCAGUCUGCUCCUGCCCGGUUAUCCACUGCCGUGGGAGGACCCAUCUCAGCCGUACCCGUCGGCCUUCGCCCGUCCGGCCGAGGUGGCCAUCGGCGCCAGCGACGGUGCCAGCGACUACGGCAACAAGUUUGGAGAACCCGUGUUGGCCGGCUUCGCCCGUUCCUUCGGGCAGGUCCUGCCCAGUGGAGAACGUCGCGAGUGGAUCAAACCCAUCAUGUUCAGCGGUGGCAUCGGCGCCAUCGAGGACAUCCACAUCCGCAAGGAACCGCCGGAGCCUGGGAUGUUGGUGGUCAAAGUUGGAGGUCCCGUCUACCGCAUCGGCGUCGGGGGCGGCGCCGCCUCCUCCAUCCAGGUUCAGGGGGACAACGCCGAGGACAGAGACCUCGGAGCCGUCCAACGUGGAGACGCUGAGAUGGAGCAGAAGAUGAACCGAGUGUUGAGGGGCUGCGUGGAGAGCGGAGAGGACAACCCCAUCCUCAGCAUCCACGACCAGGGAGCCGGUGGCAAUGGGAAUGUCCUGAAGGAACUCAGUGACCCCGCGGGAGCCGUCAUCUACGCCAGCCGCUUCCAGCGGGGGGACCCCUCGGUGAGUGUCCUGGAGCUGUGGGGGGCGGAGUACCAGGAGUCGAACGCUUUGCUGCUGCGGCCCCGGGGGCUGCGGCGCCUCCACCGCCUCGGCCGCCGCGAGAGGUGUCCCAUCAGCACCGUCGGCACCGUCACCGGAGACGGGCGGAUCGUUCUGGUGGACGACCUGAAGGCGCCGGUGGCCGAGGGGACCUCCCACGAGGGCCUUCCAACGCCCGUCAACCUGGAGCUGCAGUGGGUGCUGGGAAAGAUGCCGCGGAAGGAAUUCAUUCUGGAGAAGACGCGUCCCACCCUCCGUCCUUUGGAGCUCCCGGUGGGACUGACUCUCCUGGAGGCUCUGGAUCGCGUCCUCCGUCUCCCGGCGGUGGCGAGCAAACGCUAUCUGACCAACAAGGUGGACCGCUCGGUCACGGGGUUGGUGGCCCAGCAGCAGUGCGUGGGUCCUCUCCACACGCCUUUGGCCGACGUGGCCGUGGUGGCAUUGUCCCACGUGGACACGGUGGGGGCGGCCACCGCCCUGGGGGAGCAGCCCAUCAAGGGGCUCUUGGACGCCGCCGCCGGAGCUCGGUUGGCCCUCACCGAGGCCCUCACCAACCUCGUCUUCGCCCGCGUCACCGACCUCAAGGACGUCAAGUGCUCCGGGAAUUGGAUGUGGGGCUCCAAGUUUGGCGCCGAAGGAGGAGCUUUGGUGACGGCGUGUGAGGCGCUGGUGGACCUUCUCCACCGCUUGGGAGUGGCCAUCGAUGGAGGCAAAGACUCGCUCAGCAUGGCCGCCCGCGUCGGCAAAGAGACCAUCAUGGCGCCCGGCACCAUCGUGGUCUCGGCCUACGCCAUCUGUCCUGACGUCACCGCCACCGUCACCCCCGACCUCAAGUGUCCCAACGGCAAAGGGGCGAUUCUGUGGGUGCCGCUGAGCCCGGGGCGGCACCGCUUGGGGGGCAGCGCUCUCGCUCAGGUCUUCGCGCAGUUGGGGGACGCCUGUCCCGACCUCGAGGACCCCAAAAUCCUCGCCAGCGCCUUCCGAGUCACCCAGGAGCUCCUCAAGGGGCGGGUGCUGAGCGCCGGGCACGACAUCAGCGAUGGGGGCCUGGUGGGAGCGGCGCUGGAGAUGGCCUUCGGCGGCAACUGCGGCCUUCGCCUCCGCCUCGGCGACGUCCCGCCCGGCGCCACCCCGUUGGCCGUCCUCUUCGCCGAGGAACCGGGUCUUCUCCUGGAGGUCCCCACCGAUGCCACCGAGGACGUCUGUCGGCGCUACCGCGACGCCGGUGUCACCUGCGUCCCCAUCGGCCACAGCGGCCCCUACGGCCCCGAGGCCACGGUGGAGGUGGUGGUGGGCGGUGUCUCCAUGUUGGCCGAGCCCGUCGGUGACCUUCGGGCCCUCUGGGAGGCCACCAGCUUCCGGCUGGAGCGGGAACAGGCGGCCGUCGCCUGUGUGGAGCAGGAGGAGAGCGACCUGCGGCGCCGGCGGGGGCCCAACUUCACCCUCACCUUUGACCCCUACCACGACCCUCCCCUCCUGCGGCACCUGGAGGGCCCGGGCCCGCGCGUGGCGGUGCUGCGGGAGGAGGGCAGCAAUGGCGACCGGGAGAUGGCGGCCGCGUUCCUCAUGGCCGGCUUCGAGGUGUGGGACGUCACCACGGAGGACCUCUGCUCGGGCACCGCCACUCUCGACGGCUUCCGCGGCGUCGCCUUCGUUGGGGGUUUCAGCUACGCCGACGUCCUGGGAUCGGCCAAGGGCUGGGCGGCCGCCAUCCGCUUCAACCCCCGCGCGCGGGAGGUCCUCGAGAGGUUCCGUCACCGUCCGGACACCUUCAGCCUCGGCGUCUGCAAUGGCUGCCAACUCAUGGCCCUCCUCGGAUGGGUCGGAGGAGCUUCCGGGGGUGCGGGGUCUCCCCCCGCGGUGGUGCUGAACCCCAACCUCUCGGGGCGCUUCGAGUCGCGGUUCGUGGCGGUGAGGGUGGAGGCGACGCCGGCGCUGAUGCUGCGCGGGAUGGAGGGCUCCUGCCUGGGGGUCUGGGUGGCCCACGGCCAGGGGCGGUUCCAGUUCUCCUCGGCGGCGCCCUCGGCGCUGGUGGCGCUGCGCUACGCGGACGAUGGGGGGCGCCCCACGGAGCGGUACCCGCUGAACCCCAACGGCUCGGCGGGGGCGGUGGCGGCGCUCUGCUCGCCCUGCGGCCGCCAUUUGGCCGCUAUGCCCCACCCCGAGCGGGGCGUGGCCUCCUGGCAGUGGCCAUGGUGGCCGCCGGCCUGGCCCCGCCCCCACCGCCACCGCGCGCCGUGGCUGCGAAUGUUCCAGAACGCGCGGGAGUGGUGCCUCCGCGGCACCCAGUAGGGGCCACCGGGGGGGCUAAUGGUGGCCACCGGGGGGCUAAUGGUGGCCACGGGGGGGCUAGUGGGG
Molecule: messenger RNA, 4211 nt
Organism: Cuculus canorus (common cuckoo)
Lineage: Eukaryota; Metazoa; Chordata; Aves; Cuculiformes; Cuculidae
Gene: PFAS
Product: phosphoribosylformylglycinamidine synthase
Exons: 29
Coding region: 138-4145 (1335 amino acids)
Biological process (GO): 'de novo' IMP biosynthetic process
Molecular function (GO): phosphoribosylformylglycinamidine synthase activity
Source: RefSeq, a predicted model, not a curated record